AACAUGAUCAAAAGUGGAUGAAUGAAAAUAGCAAGAUUUAGAAGGAAAUGAAUCGAAUAACAAGACUUUUUGGAAGUGUGUUUUUCAGGAAUCUUCGAUGCCUUAAUCAAGUUGUAUAUUUCAGGACUAUUCUGUUAAAAUCCAGACAUAUUUGUACGACAACAAACAAGUUUGCUUAUUUUUCUGGGCGAGUUAUUAUGUCACCAUCAAGGACUAGAAAAUUAUGUGAUGUGCCCACAGCAACAUGCUGGAAAUGUAGCUACAGUUAUUUGGCUAGUGUUAAUGGUGAAGCAGUAUUUUUCUGUCCGUCAUGCGAUGUUGUACAAGAACUGAUUUCGGAUAGAACAUAUUUUGAUAUAAUGAACUGGUAUGCUUAAAGUAUGCUGCAUGUGGGGACGAUGUUAUGCUGUGAGGCUUGAUGUUAGGGUUAAUAUAUCUCAGAAAAGAAAAAAAUAGAUGAAAUUGUUGGGCAUUAAUGGGCUUACUAUCUGUCGAAGUCUUUUGUUAAUGCAUUAAGUGCCAGCAUUCGACCUCCCCUUGACUAGUAAAAUUGUCUGGCAUUAGACAGAGUAAAUACAGUAAUAAUACAUAAUAAAGUAAGGCUUCUUUCUUAUUUUACUUCAUCAAAUAUCAAAUGAUGUUAUUUGUCGGUCAUCUUAUUGAUCCAGUAUUACUAAGCAGAAGGUAUCAGACAUAUUAAUCGUGUGGAGGUAGCCAGAAAACCAUCAAAAUUUGACCAGAAUCGAAUGUACUUAGCAUGUUAUUCUCAGAGUAUUUAAUACCUUUUAGCAAACGAACAUUUGAUUUGGACACCAAACAGCUGACACAACAGUUUCGUAGUCUACAAAGCCAACUACAUCCUGAUAAAUUUUCCCUAAAGUCAGAGGUAAACAACAAUUAAAACUAAUAACAUGCAAGUUCAUUGAAACCUUCAAUACUUGUAAUUGAUAAACCUUGGCUGAAUGUUCAAUGACAUAUUUUUUGUUGUUUCAUCUUCAAGAUGGAACAAAACUUGUCAAGUCUACAGUCGUCACUUUUGAAUGAAGCAUAUCAAAUGUUGCUGAAACCUUUAGCAAGAGGAUUAUAUCUGGUAGUAAAACAAGGAAACAUGUAUACAAUUGAUGAUAUAGUAAUUGUUGGUUACUAUACCCAGGGGGAGUCCUCCCCCCACCCUCAGUGAAGGUCUCUUUUGUCUAAAAUGUAGGCAAAAAAGGAAGAAUAAUUAGUGUUUUACUGUAAUAUUAUUCAACUGUAAUACAUUUUGUCUGAGAAUGCAGAAAAACUAGCCAGAUGCUCUCAAAAAAUUGCAAAAAUUUUCCAAAAUUUCUGGGGAAAUUUUUUCUCAUUCACCACCUCCUAGUGAUCUCUUUCCUUGAUGCCCCCCCCCCCCACUGAAGAAUUUUUAAAAGAGGCCCUGACUGGACCUCUUUUUAUUGGGGGGGGGGGGGGAGAGAAUUGGUAGCCCAGUUGUUUGGUCCUUUCAAAUGCAUUGUAAGUAAGGGCCCUUACUCUUAGACUUUUAGGGAAGAGCAGUUUUGGAACUGAUAGAGCAAUCUAGUAUAAAUAAAGUUAGUUUAGUUUUAGAUAAUAAAGAUAUCAUCAUGGCAUUUCAUAUCUAAGUGAUAAUUCUAGCUAGAACUUCAAGGAUUGUCAAUUCAAGACGGCAAUGUAGGAAGUGAUGUGGAGUUUCUCAGUGAAAUUAUGGAAAUGAACGAAACUCUUGAGAAUGGAUCUGAAGAUACCUUGAGAAAAUUAAGAAGUCAAAUUGAAGGUAAAAACUUCUUCUGAAAUAUGCAGGAACUCUUUUCGUCUGUCCCUGACGAUUUGCUUGCAAGGUCAAAGCCAUCGAUCACGAGUUGAAACUGGGAAGAAUUUGUAAAAGCCAGCAUGGUCUUUUUCUAUCUUCGUCAGUUUCACUCCAUUAUCCAUUCUGUAAUAUGAUGCGCCCUCUGUCUUCUAACAUGUCCAAAUCAUCGAAGGUCAAUAUAAAAAUUGCAAUUUUGUUAUCUUUUCUUUAGACAAUUUAGAGUUGUGUACCAAAAAGGCGUCAGAUGCGUUUAAUAAGCGUAAGUGCUAUCGCUGUAACAGUCGUAUUUUUAUUGUUGCUUGAAAAUGAAGAUGACCUGUAGUUUUCCUUUAUUUUCUUGCUUGCGAUUCAAAAAUUACUUAAAAGAUACCUUUUCUCCAUUCCAGAGGAUUUUGUAGCUGCCCAAGAAAUCUUAUCACAAAUGAAAUACUAUGAUAAUAUCAGUGAACAAAUAAGAGAGAAAAUUAUGACAUGAAAUUAUUCAAUCCAGGUUCGUCUAUACUGUCGCUAUAAAAGUUUAAAGCCGUUGCCGUUGGGCAGGAUGUUCACCCUAAAAAUACAAAAAUAGUAUUCCAACGUUAAAACCGUACAGUACUACAGAUGAACAAGUUUACGAAUACCUUCUCGUCUAUACGGUCAACAAGUUUUCCUUGACGGAAUGUUGUUAAACAUCACGGAAUGUUUCAUUGGCAGCCAUACACACGAAAAAUUUUCCUUGUCAAAAGCCGACAUGACUAUAGCUUUGGAACACGGCUGCUUGGCGAGGAAAAAUGAUCAAUUUUUUGCCGCACACAUAAGCAAACGGGGCGGGAUGUGUUAGGUUCGCUUGAAACGUAUAAGCUUUGUAUAAACUAUAUGAGAUUUGUGUAUAAAAGUUUAUAUAUUACAUUAAAAUAUAUUACAAAUGACAUAUCUCUUAUAAAAUGGGAUUACUAUUGUUUGUUUUCAUUUUCCCUUUGGCAGGAUCGGGCGACUGAGUGGCACUGGGACUCACGGUAGAAUUGUCACUCGGAGACGCUGUUCCUUGGGGCGUUCGUUGGCCUUGGCUUUGGCCUUGUUUUUGUCGGGCGUUCUGUUUCAUCUUGGCUGUGUGCUCGAUUAAAGAGAGACAAACGAAGGCCCAAUUGAACAAGUAUUGAGCAGGCAUCGAGCCUUGCUUGCUCACAGAGCCAUGUGAAAUUCCUGACGAAUAAAAAUUAAGAAUAAAAUUUAAGUUUUAAUGGAAAAA
Messenger RNA from Paramuricea clavata, 3035 nucleotides. Lineage: Eukaryota; Metazoa; Cnidaria; Anthozoa; Malacalcyonacea; Plexauridae. The record is from the annotation of a GenBank genome assembly.